ACUCCGCGCCCUUGCGCUCGCGGUGCCAAAAGGAGCCCGCCCUGAUUGAAAAGGCGCAGUGCAUGCCCGCUCGCGUCACUCCGCGGGCGGAGGACGCACGUCGGGGCGCGGCUCCCUGGCUAGCGCAAGGCUCGGGCUCUGUCACUCGCGCCCUGUGGAGGACCCGGAGCAUCCGAGCGCCUGCCUGGCGGCGGCAGCAACAAUGCACGGAACAGCCCGCGCUCCGGCCACCAGCGUGAGUGCGGACUGCUGCAUCCCGGCCGGCUUGCGUCUCGGGCCGGUGCCUGGCACCUUCAAGCUGGGCAAGUACCUGUCAGACCGCAGGGAGCCCGGGCCCAAGAAAAAGGUGCGCAUGGUGAGAGGGGAGCUGGUGGACGAGUCGGGGGGCUCCCCUCUGGAGUGGAUAGGGUUAAUCCGGGCAGCCAGGAACCCCCAGGAACAGACUCUGGAAGCUAUUGCAGACUUACCCGGAGGACAGAUCUUCUACCGAGCGUUACGAGACGUCCAGCCAGGGGAGGAGCUGACUGUGUGGUAUUCUAACUCCUUGGCUCAGUGGUUCGACAUCCCCACAACAGCGACUCCGACCCACGACGAGAAAGGGGAGGAGCGCUACAUUUGCUGGUACUGCUGGAGGACAUUUAGAUACCCCAACAGCCUUAAGGCACACCUGCGUUUCCACUGCGUGCUCAGCGGCGGCGGGGGCAGCGCCUUCCUGCACCAGGAGCACGCGGCUCGCCAAGGCGCUGCCCCGGCGGCGGAUGGCCUCGGCCUCUGCCCUAAACUGCAGGCGCCUGACUUCGCCACGCCCGCCCAGACUGGUGCUUUGCGGCCCCACCCGCAGGGCCCGCCACCCCCUCAGGCCUGCGGGGCGCGGGAAAGCGUCAAGCGCGAGGUCUCCUCAGCGCCCUUGGCCACCUCAUCGCCCCCAGGCAAGUGGGGGCCGCCCAAGAAGGGCAAGGAGCAGCUGGAUCGUGCCCUGGACAUGAGCGGGACCGCCCGAGGACAUAGCCACUUUCUCGGCAUCGUGGGCGGCUCCCCGGCGGGGGGCGGUGGUCUGGCCUUCUACCCUGGCGUGCGCUCAGCUUUCAAACCCGCCGGCUUGGCCAGGGCAGCGGUGGCGGCGCACGGCGACUCGUACCGGGAGGAGAGCGGCGGCAAGCAGGGGGCUGGUCUAACCUUAGGCAGGUUGCUGGGCGGGGGCCGGGCAGGCGGGCGCCCGGGGAGCGGGGAGAACCCGACGGCGGGCGGUGCGGGCCACCAUCAUCACCACCACUCGCACCACCACCACCACCACCCCAAGUGUUUGCUCGUGGGGGACCCGCCGCCGCCGCCGCCGCCUCCGUCUGGCCUGCCCUGCUCAGGGGCCCUGCGCGGCUUCCCUUUGCUCCCGGUCCCCCCGGAGGAGGCGUCCGCCUUCAAGCACGUGGAGCGCGCCCCGCCCGUCGCCGCCGCCGCGCUACCCGGAGCUCGUUACGCGCAGCUGCCCCCGGCGCCGGGGCUGCCCGUUGAGCGCUGCGCUCUACCGCCCCUCGACGAGGGCGGGCUCAAAGCCUUUCCGGGUGGUGAGUGCAGCCACCUGCCCGCCGUCAUGCCGGCCUUUACCGUCUACAACGGGGAGCUGCUCUACGGCUCACCAGCCACUGCCGCUUAUUACCCGCUCAAACUGCACUUUGGCGGGCUGCUGAAGUAUCCGGAGUCUAUAUCCUACUUCAGCGGGCCCGCGGCGGCUGCCCUAAGCCCCGCUGAACUGGGCUCCCUGGCCGGCAUCGACCGAGAGAUCGCCAUGCACACUCAGCAGCUGUCUGAGAUGGCGGCCGGGAAAGGUCGCGGCCGCCUGGACUCCGGGACGCUUCCACCGGCUGUCGUGGCGGCGGGCGGCGCUGGGGGCGGUGGCAGCGGGGGAGGCGGCGCAGGCAAGCCCAAGACCGGCCACCUGUGCCUCUACUGCGGCAAGCUGUACUCGCGCAAGUACGGGCUCAAGAUCCACAUGCGGACGCACACGGGCUACAAGCCACUCAAGUGCAAAGUGUGUCUGCGGCCCUUCGGCGACCCCAGCAAUCUCAACAAGCACAUCCGGCUGCACGCCGAGGGCAACACGCCCUACCGCUGCGAGUUCUGUGGCAAGGUGCUUGUGCGCCGCCGGGACCUGGAGCGCCACGUCAAGUCCCGCCACCCCGGCCAGAGUCUGCUUGCCAAGGCGGGCGACGGCUCAGGUGCCGAGCCUGGCUAUCCCCCCGAGCCGGGAGAUCCCAAGAGCGAAGACAGUGACGUGGACGUCUGCUUCACGGAUGACCAGAGCGACCCCGAGGCCGGGGGCUGCGGCGAGCGCGACUCGUAACGAGUCUUCUAGGGAAGAGGCGGGGGGGUUUGUUCUGGGAAAAGGGAACCUCCUGCUGGUGAGGAGGAGGACUCAGUUGACAAAAUGGUUUUAAUUUGGGGGAGGGUGCCAGAUUAGGAGCAGAGAGAGGUCCUAGGUCCAGCGCUGAAACUCAAAGCAAAAGUUCAGAGGCAGCUUAAAGAAAUCCGACCACCUGGGCAGCCAGACGGCGGCCAGUCCCCCCCGCACCCCAGGCCUCUGGACUCCUCGGAUAGGCUCACCCUGAAUUGCACAGGCGGUCUGCUCUUGGGGUUUAGGAUCACAUUAAUGCAAACGCCCUCGAGGGCGAGGACUUUAACUGCCACGUAUUUUGAAAUCGUACUUUUCUGUGCAGGAAAUUGUGCCUUUUGAAACGACGUUUUGUGUGUAUUUUACAUUAGCAUUUCAUUGCAUAGGCAAAACAGUUGUCGCAAUUCGUUAGAUGUGACGUCCAUACACUUGUUUCCAUUUUAUCUGUUCUCAUGUGAAAGUCUAUGCCUUGCCUCAUUGAACAUGUAGUGGUAGCAGGUGUACAAAUUGUUCAAGUUCCAAUUAUUUAUAAGAGAAUAAUGAUAAAUGUAAAAUAUCUAAAGCAUGAAUCUAAGAGCACGCAAUAUAUAAUUUUAAAGAAAAUAUUCUAUUUGGUAGACUACAAAUGUGGUGUAUGUUGUUUUAUAAUGAAUGGUGUACAGUGGAUACAGUAUUUUGAUCUUGGUUCCAGAUUGUGCAAUCUUUAAGAAAAAUAAAGAUACAAACGAGA
Messenger RNA from Lemur catta (Ring-tailed lemur), 3116 nucleotides. It is a transcript of the gene PRDM13, whose product is annotated as PR/SET domain 13. Lineage: Eukaryota; Metazoa; Chordata; Mammalia; Primates; Lemuridae. The record is from RefSeq and is a predicted model, not a curated record. Gene Ontology annotation, molecular function: protein binding. Gene Ontology annotation, cellular component: nucleus. Bases 203 to 2338 code for a protein of 711 amino acids. The transcript has 4 exons.